GCUGCCAAUUAGUUGGUUCGUACAUAGAUGACCGCGAUCUCCAUCUCCGCUCCCGAAGAUGUUCGGGCGAAUUCUGUCUCGCUGUCCGAAAAUGCUCGGGGUUCAUAGACCGCAUCCCAAUUAUAAAUUGGCCAUGUCCAUUCUCCAGAGUCAAGCCAGAAUCGCAAUCUACAGACAAGUACAUUCAUCAUGGUUACCAACGUCUCUUUUCUCUCCCGCAACCUGAAACUUGCUGGUCACCUCUACCAUCCUCAGGCCAACGCACCCAACCGCAACGGUGCAGCCAUCGUCAUCUCCCAUCCUUGGACCUCCAUAAAGGAGCGAUCACCCGCCAACUAUGCCCGUGUGCUCUCCCAAGCCGGCUUCAUCUGUCUUACAUUCGAUGCCGCUUAUCAGGGUGAAUCCGAGGGUGAACCACGCGCCCUCGAGGAUUCCACCCAGCGUGUUGAGGAUAUCAAAUCCGCCAUGACCUACCUAUUCAGCCGUCAAGAUGUCAAUUCAGACCGUAUUGGUGUUCUCGGCAUCUGCGCCUCGGGCGGAUACGCACCAUUCGCCACCCAGACAGACCUCCGCAUCAAGGCGUGCGCCACCAUCGCGGCCGUCUUGCAGAUUCUCAAGAUGCAGCUUGAAGGUGCUGCCGCGGAUCGUAACAGCGACGUCACCGGCAACAAGGUUCCCAUCGUGCAUUUACUUCCCGAGAAGCCUGAGGACGCGCCUGCCAACAUGUCAGAGUCUUUCCGCGACUUGAUGCUGUAUUACCGCACCCCCAGAGCGCAUCACCCCCGGGCGACCAACACUACCAUUCCCCGCAACUGGGACAUCAUGGCUAACUUUGACGCCUUUGCGUUCAACUCGAUGAUCAGCCCGCGGCCGCUAUUGAUGAUUACGGGUACCAAGGCGGCAUCCAAGUGGCAUAGCGAAGAGGGUGUGGCUAAGGCUAAGGAGCCCAAGGAGUUGUUCAUCGUGGAUGGGAAGACGCAUGCCGAUUUGUAUGAUCAGGUUGAUGAGGCGGGAGCCAAGUGUGCGGACUUUUUUGGCAAGAGCUUGACUGCAUGA
Aspergillus ruber CBS 135680 is the source of this 1056-nucleotide messenger RNA. RefSeq names its product alpha/beta hydrolase. NCBI's taxonomy places the organism in Eukaryota, Fungi, Ascomycota, Eurotiomycetes, Eurotiales, Aspergillaceae. The coding region runs from base 190 to 1056 and encodes 288 amino acids. The transcript is spliced from 2 exons. The record is from RefSeq and is a predicted model, not a curated record.